Lucilia sericata (common green bottle fly) is the source of this 1052-nucleotide messenger RNA. Its product is annotated as translational regulator orb2-like. The annotation marks the transcript as partial. NCBI's taxonomy places the organism in Eukaryota, Metazoa, Arthropoda, Insecta, Diptera, Calliphoridae. The record is from RefSeq and is a predicted model, not a curated record. The transcript is spliced from 3 exons.
GUGAAAAAUACACAAAAAAAUAAGAAGACGUAACAAGAAAAUUUGUCCGGGUAUAGUUGCAGUGAAAAAAUAGUUAAAAAUAUCAAAAAUUAUAAAUAAAUGCAUAGAAUAACUUAAAAAUAACAACAAACUGCUAGAGAAUAUGCAAAAAUAAAAAAGAUUUUGCAAAAAACAACAAAAGAAAACUUCUAUUUAAAGAAGAAAAUUACGACAGCAAAAAUAGAUAAAAGCUAGCGGAAAAAAGGGCAACUGAGAAUAUACAGAACAAAAACAAACAAGUCAGCAAGUAGAAUUAAUAGUAACAACAAAAACAACAACGAGUGGCAAAAAAAUAAAGAAAAAAAUACCAAGAAUAAGAAAUUGUCAACUAACCAACUAAGAUAAACCAAGUAUAAAUAAGAAACAAGAGAACGAGACGUGUGCUGGGUUGCUGUUGUUGGCGGUGUCAGUUUGUUGACGCUAUAUACAUUUGCUUGUUUUUAAUAAUAGCCCGAAAUAAAAAAAAAGAAAGAAUUGUGUGAACACAUCAAGACAACAAACAGUUGUUACUGGUUCCGUAAUACAUCAAACUAGAAGAACUAUCACAAACAAAUAGAAACUGAGGAGCUGAACAAUAAAGCAAUAGAAAAAAAUUCCUUUUUUUAUAUACAUUCAUAUAAUCAUAACAACAGACUACAAAAAUGGACUCUUUAAAAAUAUCCAAAAGUUCUUCAAGCUCGUCAACUAAUAACGCCUCAUCGCCCAGCACAAAUAAACCCACGGCAGGACAAACCUCCUCCACUCAGACUACAGUGCCCAUAACUGUACGUUUUAAUGCUGGCGAUGAAUGUAUUGAUGACAUAUUUCAAUCGUUUCAUACAACAAAUACCACUAAUACGUCAGCCACAAAUACAGGAAGUGGUGGUGGUGGUGGCGGCGUUAGUGGCAAUACUAUCGGUUCAUCGAAUACCAACAAUGCUAAUAUAACAGCCACUGGCGCUAGUGGUGGUGGAGGAGGUGGUGAUUCCCUAUCAACCAGUCCUUCGCAACAUCAUCAAAAUCCUAUAAAUAAU